AUGUUAUUUCGGACAGCAGUGGUGUCAUCUCUGGCCCUAUAUGGCCUAGCCGUGGCCGAGACUGGCAUUGAUGGCUGGCUUCGCGACAAGAAGUUGCCAUACAAAGCCGCCGACAACUUCAAGAAUCCCAAGAGCAUCAUCACACAGAACGCAACCAAAUCCAGCCCCGUCUACACUGCUGGCACAGAGUUACAGGACGCCUUGGCGGGUAUCUUUGGAGAGCAGGUCCCACGUGGAUUCAAGGGCUGCGACCACCAGAACUCCAUAAUUGUCGGCACUCUUGACGCCUAUCAUGAUGCAUGUGGCAAGGCACAGCUCCCCGCGGUUAUCGAGGAAGAUGGGUUUUGGCUGAGUAUCAAAGGUGGUUCCGUCAAGAUUGUCGGUCACAAUGAGAGGGGCGCACUCUAUGGUGCCUUUGAAUAUUCAUCCAUGCUUUCCCAAGGCAACUUCUCAGACAUUUCCUACGUCUCGAAUCCGACCAACGCUAUCCGGUGGACCAAUGAGUGGGAUAACAUGGAUGGCACUAUUGAAGGUGGCUACGGCGGCCAGUCCAUCUUCUUCGCACAAAACAAGACCAUGCCUGACAGGGCCCGCGUAAAGCAGUACGACCGGUUGCUGGCGUCCAUCCGUAUAAACGGUGCCAUCUUGACCAACGUCAACGCUAACCCCAUCACCCUGAAACCGGACAACGUACGUGGACUUGGCGAAAUUGCGGCCAUACUAAAGCCGUACGGCGUACAGAUUGGCCUUGCACUCAACUUUGCAUCCCCGCAGACUUUGGGUGGUCUAUCGACGUUCGAUCCGCUUGAGCCAUCCGUUAUCUCCUGGUGGGAAGACAUCACAAACAAGAUCUACGACGAGAUUCCAAACUUUGCAGCCUACCUUGUCAAGGCCAACUCCGAAGGCCAACCAGGACCGCUUACCUAUAAUCGCACGCUGGCCCAAGGCGCUAAUGUCUUUGGCGAUGUCCUCAGACCACAUGGAGGAAUCGUCCUAUUCCGCACCUUUGUGUACGAAAUGCUUAAUAUCACUGAUUGGAAGGCAGAUCGCUCUGCAGAGGCAUAUGAUGCGUUCCAGGGCCUCGACGGAAAGUUCCACGAUAACAUUAUCCUUCAGAUGAAGUACGGUCCGCUUGAUUUCCAAGUUCGGGAACCCGCACAUCCCUUGUUUGGGUACUUUAAGAAUGCCAACGCUGGUAUUGAGCUUCAAAUUGCACAAGAGUACCUAGGACAGCAAGCCCAUAACGUCUACUUGGCUCCUCUCUGGAAAGAGAUAUUAGAUACGGAUCUUCGUGUUGAUGAUAAGUCAUCGUUUGUACGAGACAUCAUCUCAGGCAAACGAUUCAAGCGCCGGAUCGGUGCGUUCUCAGGUGUAGCCAAUGUUGGGAUGAGCCAGACGUGGACUGGCAGCCAUCUCUCUAUGUCGAACCUUUACGCCUUUGGCCGCUUGGCCUGGGACCCUACCGAUGAUCCCGAAGCAAUUAUCAAAUCAUGGAGUCCUCUGACGUUCGGUCUUCAUCGCCAAGUGACAGAUAUCGUCACACGUAUCACCAUGGAAUCGUGGCCGGCAUAUCUUAACUAUAGCAGUAGAGACCUGGGACUGCCAGCCCUUACAGAUGUUACGAAUAACCACUUUGGGCCGAAUGUUCGUGCUGGUGAUGACAACCCCUAUGGUAUUUGGACUCGGUCUGAUUCAUUCUCUAUCGGUAUGGAUCGCACUGUGUCGAGCGGUACAGGCUUCUCCGGUCAAUAUCCUCCUGCAGUUGCAGAGAAAUUCGAGCACAUAGAAACCACACCAACAAACAUGAUCUUGUGGUAUCAUCACGUCAACUACACACACAAGCUUCCAACUGGAAAGACGGUGAUCCAACAUCUCUACGAUGCUCAUUAUGCUGGGGCCAAAACGGCGCAUAACUUUCCGAAGUUAUGGAUGGGAGCUCAAAGAUAUGUUGAUGAAGAACGCUUCAAUUCUGUCCUUUUCCAGCUCACUUUCCAAGCCGGCCAUUCUAUUGUGUGGAGAGACUCCAUAGUGGACUAUUACCACAACCUUACAGGGAUUACUGACGAAGCGGGACGUGCUGGUCACCACCCAUGGCGCAUAGAGGCCGAGCAUAUGUCUUACAGCGGAUACAAGACCGCCGUGUUAGACCCUAUUGAGUCUGCCUCUAAUGCCACUGCUCUUGAAACAAUAGGUAAUAGUACAGUAGCCACGGCUAGUACAAAGCUCGACUUUAAGCCUGGGAGAUAUGACAUCGCAGUUGUAUAUUUUGAUCUUCUUGGCGGGACUUCGCAGUGGGAAGCGUACCUGAACGGCAAAUUAUUGGGGAAGUGGGUUGGUAAUCUGGAAUCAACUCUCAGUCGCGCAGCAACAACUGAACCAGAUAGUGGUUCCAAAGCCCGUAUCACGUUCCCAAACGUGAAGAUUGCUAAAGGGGAUAUCUUCAAGGUCGUAGGAAAGGCAGACCGCGCGGAAUUGGCACCCCUUGACUUUGUAGCAUUCCUCCCCCAGGGAGUUAUUGAUUGA
Molecule: messenger RNA, 2523 nt
Organism: Fusarium oxysporum Fo47
Lineage: Eukaryota; Fungi; Ascomycota; Sordariomycetes; Hypocreales; Nectriaceae
Product: alpha-glucuronidase precursor
Exons: 1
Coding region: 1-2523 (840 amino acids)
Biological process (GO): xylan catabolic process
Cellular component (GO): extracellular region
Molecular function (GO): alpha-glucuronidase activity
Source: RefSeq, a predicted model, not a curated record